Diabrotica virgifera virgifera (western corn rootworm) is the source of this 8124-nucleotide messenger RNA. Its product is annotated as clavesin-2. The record is from RefSeq and is a predicted model, not a curated record. Gene Ontology annotation, molecular function: phosphatidylinositol bisphosphate binding. Lineage: Eukaryota; Metazoa; Arthropoda; Insecta; Coleoptera; Chrysomelidae. Gene Ontology annotation, cellular component: membrane. Bases 57 to 1016 code for a protein of 319 amino acids. The transcript is spliced from 2 exons.
UAAUAACAACGUUUAGAUAACCUGGUAAAUUUGGUACGGUCGUGUCAUCAGUCACAAUGAAUACUUUUUUUACUCCGACAAUAGCACAAACAGCUACAGUAAUGCCUAUAAAUGAAGGAAAAAGCGAUGAAGGUAUCAAACCGAAUUCCAAGAAAAAAGACAACAUGUCAGAAUUCAUAGAGUAUAGUGUACGUCAUCCCACUUUGGAUCUCACCAAGAUCACUCUACCAAAGUAUAAGGAUCAGAAGGAAAGGCUCAACGAAACAACAAUUUCCCUGAGGAACAUGAUCAGCCAGUGCGAAGAUGACGAACUAAAAGCAGCUAUGAAAAACUUAAACACCCAAGAGAUCCAAAAAUUCUUAUAUGCGAGAAAGUUUAUGGUUGAAGACAGUUAUACCCUAUUGAAGAAUUACUUGUCGUACAAAAAGCGGCAUCCGGAGAUAUGUGAGAAUCUGACGAUAUCAGCUGUUGAUAUACAGAAGUCCUUAGAAAACGGAUUACCUGGUGUUCUGCGUCAAAAAGAUAGGAAAGGGAGGUGUAUAUUACUCUUUACAGGGAACAACUGGGAUUGUAGUUAUAGUCUACAAACAAUAUUCAGAGCGUUCCUUUUAGUAUUGGAACAUCUCAUAGAACACGUUCACAACCAGUCCAAUGGUUUCGUUGUAAUAGUAGACUGGACUGAAUUUACCUUCAGACAGUCGACUUAUUUAAAACCUUCAGUACUAAAACUUAUGAUAGAAGGUCUACAAGACUGCUUUCCUGCUAGAUUCAAAGGAAUCCAUUUCAUAGCCCAACCAUGGUACGUAGAAACAGCGUUAGCUCUCAUAAAACCUUUCUUAAACGAAAAGGUCAAGGAAAGAAUCUUCGUGCAUGGAAAUAACCUUAGCACUCUACAUGAACAUGUCCAUAAAGACGUUCUGCCUGCAGAGUUAGGUGGUGAAGAACCCAGUUACGACCAUAGGACGUUUUUGGACAUGCUUCAAGAGAGAUUGAAACAAAAUCAUGACACGAGCUGAUCGGGCAGCAAAGAUUUGAUUCAGGAAAACGUUUACCAAAGAAAUUUUCGAUGAAUGUUAUUGAAUCGAUGGUAUUUUUAAGAUAUUACAAAUAUUCAGACAAUAAAUAAUAUGUUGAUACUGUUUAAUGUAUUGUUACAGCGAAAUUUUUGUUGCUUAGAGCAGAGUCUUUAAUGUGAUAAUAAUUGUUUGUUAGUGAAUGUCGAACAAGGGAUAUAGUCCAGUCGGGUUAGACGAAUAACAGGCCUAACCUUGCAUUAGAAGCUGCCCCAAAUUUUAUUUUUCUAAUCUUUAGGGAGAGUCAAUAUUAGUCCAAAUUUAUAAUCUCGACUGAAUUCCACCGUUGCGUUAGCCGCCAUCUUGAUUUUAAACGAGAACCGUUUUUGCUCAAUAUCUUCGCCAUUUUCAAUUUUUUGACAAAAAGUGUAGAGACUAAAAUUGUUGGAAAUGCGAUUUUCUAUAAUUUAAUUUAUUAUAAUUUUUUUCGUGCGGUCGAUAUUUUCCGAGUUAUGAGGGGAAAAUAGUGACAGUUGGAGCAUAAUUAUUGUAUUAUUGAAUUAUCUCGUUUAUUGUUAGUUUUACAACAAAUAUGUACCUAUACAAAAAUGAAGAGAAUUAAAUUCUACACAAUUUUGAUUUCUUUCAUUUUUUUGCUAAAAUUAAUAUUUAAGGUAGUACGUAUGCGUUAAUGGCGCGAGCGUAAGACCGGAUUGAUUUUAUAGCAAAUGUUUUUGUUCAAUAUCUACGCCAUUUUCAACUAAAAUUGUUCAAAAUAUAAUUUCCUACAAUUUCUUUUUAACAAUUUUUUUCAUGCGGUUAAUAUUUUCCGAGUUACAUGGGAAAAUAGUAAAAAGUGGUGGGGGGAGCAUAAUUAUUGAAUUGAAUUUUGUUUGCGAGAUGCCCCAAAUUUUAUAAUUCUAUCCUUUAGGAGAGAUCAAUAGUAGUGUAAAUUUAAAAUCUCGACUGAAUUCCGAGGUUGCAUUAGCCGCCAUAUUGAUUUUAAAUGAGAACUGUUAUUGCUUAAUAUCUCCGCCAUUUUCAACUUUUCGACAUAAAUGGUGGGAAAGAAAAUUGUUGGAAAUGCAAUUUCCUACAAUUUCUUUGGCACAAUUUUUUUGUACGAUCAAUAUUCUCCGAAUUAAGGGGGACAAUAAUGGAAGCGGAGGAGAAGCAUAAUUAUUGAAUUGUCUCAUUUAUUAUUAACUUUACGACAUAAUUGUACAUAAACAAAAAUAAAGAGAAUUAUGACCAAACUUCCAAUGAAACAUCAACCAAACUAAGUAUAUAAAAGACAUAAAAAGACAUUAUAUGCAUUACGUUCACUUAAUUUUAUUAACUAGCGGGUUUUAUUGGUCGAAUUUGUCUGUCGUUAUUUUAAGUUUUAUGUCAGCUAAAAUAUCGUGAUGUUUCAACAUUUUUUUUUUAAAUUUUGGACCCUGUUGGGGGGGGGGGAUUUUCCCAUUUCCCCCCUUGUAGACCCGCCACUGGUUCUCUCGAAAAAUUGUAGUAAAUCGUAAUUGCAACAAUUUCAGUUCUUACACUUUUUGUCGAAAAGUUGAAAAUGGCGGAGAUAUUGAACAAAAACAAUUGCUACAAAAUCAGUCAGGUCUUACGCUCGCACAUUUACCACAUACGUACAACCUUAAAUAUUGAUUUUAUCAAAAAAAAUAAACGGCAUCAAAAUUGUACAAAAUUUAGUUCUCUUCAUUUUUGUAUAGGUAUAUAUUUGUUGUAAAACUAAUAAUAAACGAGAUAAUUUAAUAAUUCAAUAAUUAUGCUACAACUGUUACUAUUUUCCCCUCAUAACUCGGAAAAUAUCGACCGCACGAAAAAAAUUAUAAUAAAUUAAAUUAUAGAAAAUCGCAUUUUCAACAAUUUCAGUUUAUAUAUUUUUUGUCGAAAAGUUGAAAAUGGCGGAGAUAUUGAGCAAAAACGGUUCUCGUUUAAAAUCAAGAUGGCGGCUAACGCAACGGUGGAAUUCAGUCGAGAUUUUAAAUUUAUACUAAUAUUGACCCUCCCUAAAGAUUAGAAAAAUAAAAUUUGGGGCAGCUCCAAAUGCAAGGUCAAAUGCUAUCCCGACUGGGCUAAUAGUAUGUAAGGAACUGUUCAAGUUAGCUAAAUAUUAUUCAGAAAAGGGGUGAUCUAUUAACAAAAAUUAUGGAUAUUUUAAGACAAGGACUUAAAUAAACUCAUAGUGGUCUCAUUGACUUCUUUAGUUUUAAUUUUAUUAAUAUCAUGUUUUUUUAAUAUAUCACCCCUAACAGUUUUCAAGCACUUGUGUUUUAUUGUUUAAAUUAUAUUUAUUUUUAGGCUAGUAACUUCAAUAAACCACGUAUUUUUUAAUUGUUUAGUUAUUUAUGUAUUUAGAACGACAAGUAAUUAAAUUAUUCUGCGAGAGAAAUAAUGUUACUUUUUUAUAGUAAUACACACAGUAUUUUUUCUACGAUCACUAAAUGAAGUAGAAGCCUUUGUAAAUUAAAUGUUGUAAAAUAAGGAGUAAAGCCCCAAUUGAUUGUAAUUAAAAAUACAUUUUUGACUAAUUAAAGGUUUGACGUUUCGAUUUCCACUUCGGAAAUCGUUUUCAAAAAGAUUAUUCAGUAUGUCCCUGUAAGUUGUAUCCAUAUGGAAAAAUUUUUAUUAUUAAUUUUACGAAAAAAAGUUAUUCUUUAUAAAAAAGCUCUGCAUGGUCCAAAACCUAAGAUUUAAACAUCAAAUAUCGAAUUUUUUUGAAUAUUAUACGACGUAUGUCAAAAAGUUUGAAUUUCACUCACGAGUAAAGUAGCUUUAUUUUUCACAAUAUUGAAAAUUGCUAUUAUGAAAAGUUGUUUGGAGUUAAAAACUAUAUUCUAGUAUGCAAUUACAUCCUUCUAAUUGAAACAAAUUUUUUUUUGAAAAAUUAUGGAUAACUAACAUUAUUUUCAGUUAUUUCAAUUCAGAUAACUCUUUUAUUAUUAAUUUUACGAAAAAAAGUGAUUCUUAAUAAAAUGUUCUGCAUGGUCUAAAACCUAAAAUACAACCAUCUUAUAUCAAAUUUUAUCAAUUUUAUACGAGGUAUGUCAAAAAAUAUGAAUUUCGCUCAAGAGUAAAAUACGUUUUUCUACGACCGUUUAAUAACAUGCUCAUUAUUCGCUAUUUUUUCAUAGGUAAUAGCACCCAUUACUGUACCCGUGAUUCAUUACUCACGGGCUGAAGUUACUCACGGGUCAUUACUCACGGGCUGAAGUUAGAUUCAAGUAGCGCAUGCCACAUUGCGCAAACUGCAAAUAAAAUUACUUAAACUUGUUUAUUUAAUACAAUAAUUAUUGUAAUUUAUACCAAUAAUUAACUUCGAAAAAUUUUUAAAUGAAUUUUAACUGUAACAAUGUCAGUAUAUUUUUUACGUUUAUAUCUUGUUUACUAAAAAUUUUGACGUUUAUCAUUUAAUUUAGUGACAGUGACAUUAGCGCAUUUUGUUUAUGUUAAUUGGAAUUUAUAACUAAUAUUGUGCUUGUUUUUCAAGUUAUAUUGUGUUAAAUAUGUUAUAACUUAUUAUGUAUAGUUAUAUUAUUAUAUUAUAAUAUAUACCUAGUUAAAUGUAAAUAUACAUUAUAACUAUAUAAGUAUAUAUGAAAUACGUCCACCGACAACAGCCAUUUAUUAGAUUCACUGACAGUAGGUACAAAUUUAAGCUUAUAAUUUUUCGAAAACGAAUAGAACUUAUAUUGACUAUUUCUAGUUGUAUUUUUACAAUAAAUAAGAAUUUAGUAAUAGUAGGCAACCAAUUUUUCAGCCACGUACUAGGGGUAAAUAGCAUUUAGGUAUUUUUGUAAAUUAUUAUAAUUUAAAUCUAGAGUAGUUGAUAAUUAAAUUUUUUACUAAUUAAAAUAAAAAAAAAGGUCGUAGAAAAAGUAUAGUAUUCUACUCGCAUGUAAUGGCUAUUACUCACUCUGAUGAAUUACGACACUCGCCUACGGCUCGUGUCGCAAACUUCAUCAUCGUGAGUAAUAGCCAUCAUUACAUGCUCGUUGAAUAAUAUACUAUUAUUUUUUACAAUAUCGAAAAUUGUUAUUAUGAAAAGUUAUUUAGAAUUAAAAACUAUGUUUCAGUAUGUAAUUACAUCCUUCUAAUUGAGAUAUUCUGAACUAUAAAGGUACUUUACUUGUGAUCCAAAUUUAUCUUUUUUGACAUACAUCGUAUAAAAUUGAUCAAAUUUGAUAUAACAUGGUUGUAUUUUAGGUUUUAGAACAUCCAGAGCUUUUUAUUAAGAAUCACUUUUUUUCGUAAAAUUAAAAGAGUUAAAGGUGUAAAAAGUGCUAAAGUGUAAGAAUAAAAGAGUUAUCAGAAUUGAAAUAACUGAAAAUAAUGUUAGUUAUCCAUAAUUUUUCAAAAAAAUUUUUUUUUUCGAUUAGAAGGAUGUAAUUGCCAAUUAGAAUAUAGUUUUUAAUUCCAAACAACUUUUCAUAAUAACAAUUUUCAAUAUUGUGAAAAAUAAAGCUACUUUACUCUUGAGUGAAAUUCAAACUUUUUGACAUACCUCGUAUAACAUUCAUAAAAUUUGAUAUCUGAUGGUUGAAUAUUGGGUUUUGGACAAUGCAGAACUUUUUAUACAGAAUAACUUUUUUUCGUAAAAUUAAUAAUAAAAAGUUUUCCAUAUGGAUACAACUUACAGAGACAUACCUACUGUAUAAGAAUUUUAUUGAAAAGAGUGUAUAACCGCCAGGUUGUCGUUGAGGUUAUGUCUUCUCAAAAAAAUUGAAACAGCCGUGUUUUAUAGGGGAUGGGACAUGGGUAUCUGGGCGUCGCCGUUUCGGCGGAGCCAUUUAGGCGUCGCCGUUUGGGCAUCGAGGCAAGUGGACGUCGGCUGUUUCGACGUCGGUCAUUUCGGCGUCGGAAUUAAUUGGUAACAUAAUAGGUUAUUUCUGUCAGUUCAAUAAUUAAAAAGUUGACUCUAGACUUUACGUUGCUAAGGUUACUGAUGGUGCCAAGAUCACUUUAAACCAUGCGUGCUUUAGAUAUAUAAAUUUAAAAUAAAACUUUAAAUAUAAAUUAAAAUAAAGUAUAAAAUAAUAAAUAAAUCAAAUAACUGUUCAUAAAGAUUCAUAAAGAGAAACGUCUUCAUCGUAUUUAGUAGUUAGUCUUUCGACUUACUCUUUUAUAAUUUAAUUUGGAAAUGAUAAAAGUUUCUCGGGUUGCAAUACUUCAAAUAUGUAUUGUAUUACUCAAGUCACAGAGACUUUGAAAGCUGUUCCGUCUACUUAUAGUUUAGUUAAUUUUAGUUUUUUCGAUUUAAUAUUACGAUGUAAAUUCAUAUCGGACCAUUCUUAAAGUUUGGGUAAAUUAUUUUCCAGAAAUAUCUUAAAAGGUUAAAAUACAUUCAUUCUUACCUAUAUUUCUGGGUAACAUUUGUCAUUUGUAUCAUAAUCCUCUUUAGAAAGUAGGUAUUUGGAAAGUUAGGCGAGUCAAUCGGUUAUUGUCCCGGUGAUGAACGGUUUUGUAAUUAAGUUUUUUCCAAAGUGAAAUUGUGUAUGACAGAUAUAGACAUUUUUGUUUUCCCCACCACUAGGGCUUUCUGGUCGAUAGUCGUUUUGUAAUUUUAAUGGUAAUUUUAGUAGUAUUUAGUAGCGAGCGAAAAUUAGAUCUGUAACCACAUAUAUCAGUCAAUAAAGAGUUGUCAAACAGCAAUAAUAUGUAUUGACCCUGAAGUACGAUUCCAGGUCUGAAAUCGUCUCAUCUUCUGAUAACUAGUCUAGAGUAAAGUGUAGAAUCAACUUUUUAAUUAUUUAUUGAACUGACAGAAGUAACCUAUAACGUCACCAAUUAAUUCCGACAUCGAAAUGGCCGACGCCCAAAUGGCCCCACCGAAAGGGCGAGCGACGUCCAGAUGUCCUAGAUCCGUUUCAUAGACACGCAGCAUAGGCUAGGCAUAGGGUGUCAUAGACAACAGCCAUGCUUUGGCUGUAAAGAUGAGGGGGUGAAUUUCUUUGCCCUAUGGAACUUCAAAAUCUGAUUAUUGCGUGUGUUUCUAUAUUAUUUGUACGCACUGAAAAGUUAGUGUGUGGGUGAGUGUUCGUGUAUUGUGUUUGUGUGUUAUAUAUGGGUUUUUUAAUCCGCUAUUGUUGGUAUAUUCUUGUUGUUGACUUCCUCUUAUGAUAUUGGCAACCAAAGCCUAACAUUUUAUAUAAUAUAAUAUUUUAUAAUGGUACUAGUCACUUUAUAGUCACCAUGUGGCUGGUCUGUUGUGUUUUACGUAUCACAGUCGGUGGUUAUAUUGAAUGUAGGUAUAGGUACAAAUAAACAAGGAAUUUUAUAUGAAACUUUCUAAAGUAAGUUUUAUGGAUCUUGUGCCUCUGGAAUCCAAUUCCUAUGCCAACAUUUUAGAUCAUCAGUUUAACGCGUUGGUGGACGACCUCUGCUUCGGUAGACAUCCUCUCUUGGUCUCCAUUCCACUAUCCGCUUUGUCCAUCUGUUAUCUGUCAUUCGAGCUACGUGACCUGUCCAGUUCCAUUUCAGUGUUGCUAUUCUAACUACGUCAUCAGCCACUCCUGAUCAUGUCUCGCAGUGAAAUUACCAACGUAACACGCUCCAUCUUUCUUUGAUCCACACGGAUCUUGUACAUUGUUCUCCUUGUCAUAGUCAACGUUGAUGAUUGAGACAUAUUGUAUGUCGGACAAUUUGAAAAUGAGGUUCAACUUGCCGAAGGCUUUCUAAGUCAGUCUUAUACGACUGAGAAGCUGAACGGUUUUAUUCAGUUUAAUUAACGUAUAAAAGUCAACAUUGAAAACUGAAAAAAUCUUCUUUAUUAAGUGAUGCAGAAAAAAUAUUAUUCCAUUGAUCAAAUCCAUUAUUUAUUAUUAUGUUUUUGACACGUUUUUGUUUCUGUUUUAUAAAUUUCACAACUACGAUGUUUUCUAAUUUUAAAUGCAUUGUAUAUAUUAUUGACUUUGUAAAAAAUUGUCAUUUCUUGUAUUAUGAAGCUAACAGUGCGUGACGAGUAAAUGUUUUAUAAAUAAAUUGUCAUGUAUACCUAAGUUUAAAGUGGUUUCAAAACCCAGUUCAUGAUUGAAAUGAAUAAAAGAUGAAGGUUUUUCGACUACAUAGUGGUCACUUGGGAUUCAACAUUUUUUCGGUU